AUGGCCUCGAAGGACAGGCUGUUCCCGCUGGACGUCCCCUACGCCCGCGUCCACCAGUGGCUCGCGGAGCGCGGCAAGCUGCCCCCAGACUGGCGCAAGCGCCACGCGGCCAUCCAGGCCAAGCUCACGGAGGCGUCCCGCGACCUGCCGCCGGGCUUCCUUGGUCAGCUGGAGGGCGGCGAGGACGCGCCUUUGGAUUACUUUCGCGCGAUCGAGGUGCGGGAUCGAUUGGCGGAGGGCAGCGAGCGGGGGCUGUUCGGCGGGCUGGUGGGCGCGGCGGCGGUGUGGGACAGGCUGGUCAAGGCGUACGAGAAAUCCCUCACCCAUUUGGGGGAGGCCGGGCUCACGCUGGCGCAGAAUGUGGAUUAUGAGAUACCCUUUUUGAAGAAGGCCGCGGAGGGCCUCAACAAGCAGGUGUCGGAUCUGGAGAAGAGGCGGGCGGAGUCGCUGAAGAGCGCGGCAAACGCGGCGGCGGGCUUCCGGCGGGCGCACGAGGCGCUGGGGAUCGCUGGGGUGAAGAUCGGGGAGGAGGUGAGGGCGAUGGGGGAGGGCGUUUACGGGGCCAUGGAGGCGGCGAUCGAGGCCUGUCGAGAUCCGCGGCUGGAAGAGGGGGUGCGGUUCUACGCGGAGUUCGUUUGUUGCGCCCAUUCGGCAGGGGAGGGGCCGGGGGAACACACGGAGGACAAUUUGCUGCCAACCCUGAAGCAGGUCAGGGACGGCACCGUGGAGGCAUUGCCCGAGGAGGCCGCCAAGCGGGGCCCAUCUGAUGCGAUGGAGUCGGUGGGGGCCGAAGAGCAUCGGGAAAUGUGUACCGAUCUUGGAGGGGAUGCGGUGGCAGGGGGGGCGGGGGCGUUGGGUGGGAUCGACUGGGACAUUCAGCUGGAGGACGAGGCGCAGCCGAGCCUGGAGGCCGCGGAUUCGGAGGCGCCCGGUCCGGUGGACAUCGACUGGGACGUCAGCAUCGAGGACAUCAAGCAGGAGGAGGCGGGUACAGCGGACAGCAGCGUGGGCCUGGAGGUGCAGUGGGACUUGCCUGAAGUGAAGGAAGCGGGGCAGCAGCCUGCGGGGGAGCAGCCGGCCGACGGGGCAGCCCCUGGACUUGAUGGGACGGAGUGCACAGCUUCGGGUGCCGUCCGGCGGAUUGUUUUUGAUCCCAAGUUCAGGGGCCAGGUGCUGGACGACCUGCACGAGCUGCAGGCGUUCCUCGCGCAGCGGCAGGAGGGCCUGUCGGAGGCCACGGGGCUCGUGGCCAUAGGGGUGCUGUCAGAGGCAGUGGGCGGGGUGGAGGCAGACACCCUGGGCGGCAUGCUUGAGGCUGUGGAUGCCGCUCUGGCCGCAUUCACAGGGCAGAGGCCCAAGCAGCUGCUGCUGAUCAAGACGUCACAGAGGUUCCUCGAUAGGUUGGUCAAGGACUUGGAGCAGAAGAGGAGCCAGGAGGGGAAGUGGAAGAGGUCGGCCGCUGCGGCGGAGAGGCGGAGGAAGGACCUGAGCCAGCAGCUGGCUGCCAGCUCGGUGAAGCUGGCGGGCCUGAUCAAGAGGACGUGGCGGGUAAAGGUGGAGGUGGAGAAGAUGAUUUCGGCCCAGUUUCAGGGGAGGACGAUAAACAUACUGGGCGAUAUUAAUUCUGUGCUGUCUGGCUCGUAG
This is a messenger RNA of Ostreobium quekettii, 1644 nucleotides long. The record is from the annotation of a GenBank genome assembly. Lineage: Eukaryota; Viridiplantae; Chlorophyta; Ulvophyceae; Bryopsidales; Ostreobiaceae.